UCCCGGUUCAGUUGCGUCCGAAGCGCCAGCGACACGGGUGUCUCCUGUUCUGUAACCACCCGGGAAAGGUAGAGAGCAACCUGUUCUCCCCGUAGCUUCAUCGUAACGGUUUCCUUCCUAUUUUGAAGCUUUUUGUCUGAGACUGUAUGUGUAUGUGCGUGUGUGUGUGCGUUAGCUAGUGUUUAAGUAAUUCAUUCGAAGCUUUCCACAUGAGUCGUUCCAUCAAUCGUGCCACAUCCCGUGCAGUUACUGUCUGUGUGCCUGCGUUGCCGUCUGAAUUAUUGAGCAGCUUAAAGGCCGCAUUUGAAUGAUUGGAAAAUGCUUUCCCUCACCGUUCCGUUCGUUUGUGGAUUGUGGUUGAUGUGUGUGUGUGUGUGUGUGUGUGUGUGUAAUGGAAUAAAAAUGUGGCAAUGUGGCAAUGUGAAUGAGCAGUAGGAGCUGCAGGGUCUGGUAUAGAAAUCCUCGUGGAAAGUGCAGUACAUGUACAGGGGGUGGUAAAGAGCCUCGUGCCAUGAGGUGAAAAUUCGAUGCUGGGGCUUGUGUUUGCUUUUCCCGCCUCUUCGUAUACGUGUGUAUGUGCGCGUGUGUUUGUUUGGGUAGUUCGACAGAUGAAGUAGUUUCGGUGAGCUUUCACCGCGUUGUGUGUAUAGCGCGAAUGCAGUUUUCAGCUCAGUAUGCAACAUAGAGCGAAGAGUGUGGUGCGCUGGUGAACAUCCGUUUAGAUUCCCCAAAACCUCCUCCCAACACCCAGCAGCUUGAUCAGCGAAAAGUCUCGAGAGAAUUUAACAAAAGAAGACACAACCUGACUUGGAGGAUCUCACAGCACGGCAAUACCGUUGGGGCAAUACCGUGUUGCCAAUCCAUCGGGCACCACAAAGAAAAAACCGUGCAGCUCGUACACUCAACAAAACACUGCCGUUAGUGUGGGUGUAUGUGUGUGGUCUGCUCUCACUAGUUGGUGUUUGGGAGAAAUGCAUUUCGCUGAUGCAUUUCUGCUCGGUUGCUACGAGUUGCACCACAGCUCUCAUCGGAGCACGAAUCCCGGGAACUGGGAUGUCAUCAAACCUACGGCUGACGGCCAUUACAUCGCAAAUACGUGGGUAGAGUGCACUGUGGUUAGCAGCAGGACGAAGCGAUCCGUUCGAUAACUCCACUGGCGCAGCAGGAUCGAUGUGCAGGGAAGGCUAGAGGUUCGCCACACGCCACGUCAAUGCAUCAUGGGACGCUUCCCCUACAAUGACGAUCCGGUGGAAAUGUGGCUCUGGUCAUCUAGAAAGCCGGUACAAUUUGUCCGACUGUCGUCGGUUCCGUUUCCGAGCCCGCAUCUUUCCGGCACGGCGACGGUAACGCUGGCCGGUGCGACCGUUGGCGUGGGCGUCCGCGGUUUGGCCGGAGGUUUGGUCCGCCCGCCCGCCUACACCGGGUACGUUAGCUACAUGAAGCAAUUUAAUUUCACCGGCAACCCGAUCGACAACCGGACCGGAGCCGAAGCCGGCCUCGGCCCGGACCGGAUCGAUGCGGACGACGACGAGGACGAUGGGUCGUCGCUGGCGCUGCACAACUACUGGGCCCUGCUGGCAAUAAUACUCGUGUUCGGUACGGCCGCCGGCAACAUUCUCGUCUGUCUCGCCAUCGUCUGGGAGCGGCGGUUGCAGAACGUCACCAACUACUUCCUGAUGUCGCUCGCCAUCACGGACUUGAUGGUCGCACUGUCCGUGAUGCCGCUGGGCAUCCUAACGCUGGUGAAAGGGCACUUUCCGCUGGAUUCGGAGUACUGUCUGGUGUGGAUCUGUUUGGAUGUGCUGUUCUGCACCGCUAGCAUCAUGCACCUGUGCACCAUCUCGGUCGAUCGCUACCUGUCGCUGCGCUAUCCGAUGAAGUUCGGCCGGAACAAGACGCGGCGCCGGGUCGUGCUGAAGAUAAGCUUCGUAUGGUUGCUGUCGAUUGCGAUGAGUCUGCCACUAAGUCUAAUGUAUUCCAAGAACCACGCGUCGGUGCUGGUGGACGGAACGUGCCAAAUACCGGAUCCGGUGUACAAGCUCGUGGGCUCGAUCGUGUGCUUCUACAUACCGCUCUGCGUAAUGCUGAUCACCUACACGCUGACCGUGCGGCUGCUGGCACAGCAGAGCGAAAACCUGGGCGGUGUCGGCAGUGGGGGCGGCUGGUCGAGCGGGUGGCUUGGCCAAGCGCCCGCGUUCGAUCGGCGCAACACCUGGAAGCGCAUCAUCAAGCUGAGUCUGCCCGCGGCCCAGAACCCGCACGCACACUCGGCCGCCUCCACCGAUACGGAGCUUUCCACGCUGGACAAUCACGACCUUUGGCUGCUGGAGUCUAGCAUUCCAGAACCGAGCUCGAUUACAAUGACGGCGAUGCAGCGAUUCGGCGAGGAGAUGUUGAAACUUUCCCAAGGGCUAGAAUCGGUGGCGCAGCACAGCGAUCGAAACUCGGGCCAGAACGGUAGCUCGCGCUCGCCGGAGCCAUCACGUGAGAAGGAAUCGUUUCGCAAAAAGCCAGCCAACGCAAAGCAUGCGCCGACGCCGGUCACGAUGGUAACCGUGCGGUCGCCAGUGCCGUCGAAAAAGCGCCGCAGCUCCACCUCCACCUGGAUCGCGCGGCGCAACUCGGGCACGCCGCCCCCGGUGCGGCUGGUGCGGAAGCGCUUCAAGAGCCUGCCGCACGCACUGCCGCCCCCCGCAUCGGACGACAUCGAGGUGGACGAGCAGUUCAUGCAGGACGUGCUGUACGAGCUGCGGGACCGGGAGGACCGGGGAUCGGUGCACGGCUCCUCGGCCCGACCCGGUGCCGCCGGGCUGGACGGCGUGCCAGCCGCCGCCAGCAGGGCCACCAGCGAUCGACGGGAGGGCCGGGACGCGGGCAGCAAUCCAGCCGGCCCCAGGCAGGCGCAUCCACUGGCGGCACCGAGCCAGACGGCGGCCACCCUAAAGCUGCCCCCGCCCUGCAAGUGUCCGUUCUUCGGCGAAGGUGCGCCCGGCCGGCAGCAGUACCUGCGCCCGGCCGAGAUCAAGAUCGUCAAGACGAGCACCGACUUCGGGCCGAUGGGCGGGGCGGCAUCGAACGGCGACAGCCUCGUGUACAGCACGAUCUCCAUCUCCUCCGGCUCGAACGUGACGACGCAGCCGACCCGAUCCAUCUCGAGCAGCCUGUCGACCCUGCCCGCCUCCGCACUGGCGUCCCCGAGCCGGAAGGGCAGCGCGCCGAAGGGCAUCUCGGUGGUGACGUGGGAUCAGCGGCGCCACCAGCGGCGCGGCUCGAGCUUUGGCGGGGCGCGAACCUCCCUGCUGCUCACGCCGACCAAGGCGAGCCCGUCGAGCGUGUCGCUGCGGCGGUCGAUCAACCUGCGCCACUCGGCACUGGAGGGCGGUGGCGGCGGCGGCGGCGGCAGCGCCGGCGAAACCAUGUUCCGCGGGGCGCCGAAAAAGAACAGCUCCUCGCCGUGCCUGAUGCAGCACCAAACGGGCGGCGGCGGCGGCGGUGGCGCUGUUGGCGGUGGCAAUGGCACAGCGGUAGCGAUGAUGGCGGUGGCGGCCGCCUCGUCGACCGUGCCGACGCUGGCCACCACGACGAUGGCCGUCCGGUCGCACCACUCGCGCAACUCGAGCAUGAUCUCGCGCAACUCCUCCCGCCACGGGCGCAUCAUCCGGCUCGAGCAGAAGGCGACCAAGGUGCUCGGCGUGGUGUUCUUCACGUUCGUCAUCCUGUGGGCCCCGUUCUUCGUGCUCAAUCUGCUGCCGAGCGUGUGCAAGCACUGCGAGGACAACAUCGACCAGUGGGUGUUCGAGUUCGUCACCUGGCUCGGGUACGCCAGCAGUCUGGUCAAUCCGAUCUUCUACACCAUCUUCAACAAGGCGUUCCGGGACGCGUUCCGCAAGGUGCUGCUGUGCCGGUACGGGCUGAAGGCGCGCCACUGGCAGCCGAACAGCUAGUACGCGGCCGGUACCGGCCGCGGUCCGGACCACAGCGAGCUGUAGCUGCAUUUUCCUCCUCCUGCUCCUCCUCCCAACCACUCACCCACGCAAGCACACGAACUCCGAGCACAAACGGUUUCGGUCGGUUUUUGAUACUUCCCGUUUAGGGCUUCUCGGGGGGGUCUCGCGUCACGUCCCGCUUGGCGAAAGGACGACGGCCCUGCACGAGUUUGUAGAUAUAGCGUACGGUGUGUCGGCGCGUGUAUGUGGUGUUGUUACCUAGCAAUAAAUGUUUUAUACCUUCUUCGUAGUAAAAAAAAAAAUGAACCG
Molecule: messenger RNA, 4256 nt
Organism: Anopheles gambiae (African malaria mosquito)
Lineage: Eukaryota; Metazoa; Arthropoda; Insecta; Diptera; Culicidae
Gene: 5-HT2B
Exons: 6
Coding region: 1218-3944 (908 amino acids)
Biological process (GO): adenylate cyclase-activating adrenergic receptor signaling pathway
Cellular component (GO): membrane
Molecular function (GO): dopamine neurotransmitter receptor activity, coupled via Gi/Go; G protein-coupled receptor activity
Source: RefSeq, a predicted model, not a curated record